AACAAUUUUCAAUUUGUUACAUCUAAACUAAAGCAAAGAAACAUGACUACAAUUCUAAAGUUUGCUUAUAUUAUGAUUACAUGUCUUUUCCUGCUUCACAUUGCAGCCCAAGAAGUUUUACAAUAUGAACUUUUUGACUGUAACGAAGACAGAGAUUGUGAUAACGUCAUCUGCGUCGCAGCCUAUGAAGAUUUCGAAAAAGAAAUUUUUGACUGCAAGAAAGACGGAGAUUGUGAUCACAUGUGUGUCACACCUGGUAUUCCAAAGUGCACUGGAUUGAUAGAGUACAUCGAUACAAUACAAAUCCAAAUUCGCUAGCUAAAAACGAAAAGGAUGAAUUUCUGAACAAACUCACAUCAUCCAUGUUAAUAGCAUAAAACGGCAAAGUACAUAUGCCUACAAAUAUGACUAACAUGAUUAUAUUCAAGUCUCCGGAAUACUCAUGUCUCCGGAUCUGCAACGUUGACGACGCCAAAGUCAUUGUCAUUGAUCAGAUCUGCACUUGCUCAAAGCUAAUCUUUCAACCUGAAUCAAAUAAACAUCGUACUAAGACGGGAAGUCAAAAAUACACCGCACAAAGACAGGAAAUCAAAACAAUCAGAGUCGUUACCGUGCAAUUAAUUUAUGCAAUUAAUUUUUUUCUGAUCACGACAGCAUCCUGAGUGUUGAAAGUAGCUGAAGGCUUAAAACUCUAACCCCUUUUCCGGAAAACAAGAGAUUUAAUUGGUUAAUUACUGUUUUGUGAGUAAUUCUUGAUAAAUUGUGUUGCUAUAAAUAGCAGCGCUGUUUUGAAAAAUAAAUAUUUGGAUUUCCUUUGAUUUUGGUGAUUUGAUUUUAUAUUAAAUCAUUUGGUAAAAAUAAUUUUUAAAUAUUGUUAUCAUAUGUUGUUGGAGUUUAAUUUCUAUUUGAAAUUAGUUUUGAUUCACAAAAAAUUUGUACAUAAAGAUUAUUUUGAGAAAAAGAAGGCAAAAUGUAAUUGUUUCGCUAUAAUUAGCAGCGCUCUUUUGAAAAAUAAAUAUUUGGAUUUCAUUUGAUUUUGGUGAUUUGAUUUUAUAUUAAAUCAUUUGGUAAACAUAAUUUUUAAAGAUUAUUAUCAUAUGUUGCAAUUUAAUUUCUAUUUAAAAUUAGUUCUGAUUCACAAAAAAUUUGUACAUAAAGAUUAUUUUGAGAAAAAGAAGGCAAAAUAUAAAUUAUAUAUAUAUAUAUAUAUAUAUAUAUAUUUGGUAAUUAUAUAUAUACUUUAUUAAGGAAUCUCAAAAUAUUGUUGCCCUAAUCUUGUAGUGCAAAAAAUAAGGUUGGAAAAUAAUAAUUCUAGUCUUGUUCGGUUGUUUAUAAACAUAUAAAGUUUGUUUCCUUUAUUUAGGAAACAUUUAUAACAUUUAUGCUAGAGUUAUGUUUUAUUUACAACACUGUUAAAUUGAAUUGUGAUGGUUCUUCUGUUGGCACACAUCCCUGUGGGGCUAUUGGUAUAGUAAUCAGAGAUUCUCAGUUUGGGUUUUUGGGGGCUCUUUCCUGCAACAUUGGUCAUGCCACUCCUCUAGAAGCUGAAUUUUGUGCCUGCAUGAUUGCUAUUGAAAAAGCUAUGGAGUUGGGCCUUAAUAAUAUUUGUUUGGAAACUGAUUCUCUUAAAGUGGUUAAUGCUUUUCACAAGAUUGUGGGUAUUCCUUGGCAAAUGAGAGUUAGAUGGCAUAAUUGUAUCAGGUUUUGUCAUAGCAUUGCUUGUGUUUGUGUGCAUAUACCUAGGGAAGGUAACUUGGUUGCAGAUGCUUUGGCUAGACAUGGUCAAGGGCUUUCUCUGUUCUUCUUACAAUGGUGGCCAGCUCCUCCUUCUUUCAUUCAAUCUUUCCUUGCUCAGGAUAGAUAUGGGAUGUCUUCCUCUAGAUUGAAUAUAAGAUGAUAGUUUCCUUCCUGCUUGUUUUAGAGGAUUGUUUUCUUUGUUUUUUCUACUGUUCGUUUCAGUUUGUAUGUUCCAAUUUUUUAUAAGAGGUUCAGACUGCUCCUGACAAAUUUUAAUUGAUUUUUAGCUUUAUAAAAAAAAAAAGUUUUAUUUUGUUUAAA
Medicago truncatula (barrel medic) is the source of this 2058-nucleotide messenger RNA. RefSeq lists its product as uncharacterized. The record is from RefSeq and is a predicted model, not a curated record. Gene Ontology annotation, molecular function: metal ion binding; RNA-DNA hybrid ribonuclease activity; nucleic acid binding. The coding region runs from base 43 to 318 and encodes 91 amino acids. Lineage: Eukaryota; Viridiplantae; Streptophyta; Magnoliopsida; Fabales; Fabaceae. The transcript is spliced from 5 exons.